Oncorhynchus masou masou (cherry salmon) is the source of this 2017-nucleotide messenger RNA. Its product is annotated as serine/threonine-protein kinase PAK 3-like. The coding region runs from base 205 to 1917 and encodes 570 amino acids. Gene Ontology annotation, cellular component: cytoplasm. NCBI's taxonomy places the organism in Eukaryota, Metazoa, Chordata, Actinopteri, Salmoniformes, Salmonidae. The transcript is spliced from 16 exons. The record is from RefSeq and is a predicted model, not a curated record. Gene Ontology annotation, biological process: regulation of actin cytoskeleton organization; intracellular signal transduction; regulation of MAPK cascade. Gene Ontology annotation, molecular function: protein serine/threonine kinase activity; ATP binding.
CAGCCAGUGAAGAAUCCAGCCUGCCAAACAAGACUGAGUUUGGGGUCAGGAACCGGUCUGACAAGAGAAUGGCAGUCCUGCACGUAAACUGUCAAUAGGACUGUAUAUUUGAGGAUGAACAUACCAGAACACUGGUUCCAAAGUCGACACACCGAACAAGAGAAUGUCAAGACAUAUUUCAGGAGAUUGUGAGUGUCACUAAAGAUGUCCGAUAGAGUCGAUAUUGAAGAGAAACCGCCAGCCCCUCCCUUGAGAAUGAACAGUAGUUCCCGAGACUCUACAUCAGUGAAUCACGGUUCCAAACCUCUCCCAAUGGCUCCUGAAGAGAAGAACAAGAAGGUCCGCCUGCGCUCCAUCUUCCCUGGAGGAGACAAGACGAACAAGAAGAAGGAGAAGGAGCGCCCUGAGAUCUCCCUGCCCUCAGACUUUGAGCACACCAUCCAUGUUGGCUUUGAUGCUGUUACAGGGGAGUUCACUGGCAUCCCAGAGCAGUGGGCGCGGCUCCUUCAGACCUCCAACAUCACCAAGCUGGAGCAGAAGAAGAACCCUCAGGCCGUGCUGGACGUGCUCAAGUUCUACGACUCCAAAGAGACUGUCAACAACCAGAAAUACAUGAGCUUCACCCCCGGAGACAAGUCAGCACAGGGAUACAUUGCAGCCAACACUCUGAACCGACUGCUGUCGUCUGGGCCUCCUGUCAGCCUUAGAACCUGCAGUGCAUUAUUUGACAAGGGUGCAAAGACAUCCACAGACCCCCCUAUAGCACCCCCUGUGUCAGAGGAGGAGGAGGAGGAGGAGGAAGAGGAGGAGGAGGACGAUGAUGACGAUGAGCCACCACCCAUCAUCGCACCUCGACCUGAGCACACUAAAUCUAUCUACACCCGCUCUGUCAUCGAGCCCUUGGCGCCUCCCACCCCUGUGAAGGAGGUCACAACCCCGCCAGAGUCCCAGGUCCAGCCGGAGAACACGUCCAGCACUCUGUACCGCCACACCGAUCGGCAGAGGAAGAAGUCCAAGAUGACAGACGAGGAGAUUCUGGAGCGACUUAGAAGCAUUGUGAGUGUGGGGGACCCCAAAAAGAAGUACACACGCUUUGAGAAAAUAGGACAAGGGGCAUCUGGCACUGUGUACACAGCCAUUGACAUUGCUACUGGCCAGGAGGUGGCCAUUAAGCAGAUGAACCUCCAACAGCAGCCUAAGAAGGAGCUGAUCAUCAACGAGAUCCUGGUGAUGAGGGAAAACAAAAACCCCAACAUAGUCAACUACCUGGACAGUUACCUGGUAGGGGAUGAGCUAUGGGUGGUGAUGGAAUACCUGGCUGGAGGUUCACUGACUGACGUGGUGACUGAGACCUGCAUGGACGAGGGCCAGAUCGCUGCAGUCUGCAGAGAAUGUCUGCAGGCUCUGGACUUCCUGCACUCCAACCAGGUGAUCCACAGAGACAUCAAGAGUGACAACAUCCUGCUGGGCAUGGACGGCUCAGUCAAGCUCACCGACUUUGGGUUCUGUGCCCAGAUCACCCCAGAGCAGAACAAGCGAAGCACCAUGGUGGGCACGCCCUAUUGGAUGGCACCCGAGGUCGUGACCCGUAAGGCCUAUGGGCCCAAGGUGGACAUCUGGUCCCUGGGUAUCAUGGCUAUAGAGAUGGUGGAGGGAGAACCUCCCUACCUGAAUGAGAACCCUCUCAGGGCUCUGUACCUAAUCGCCACCAACGGGACUCCAGAGCUGCAGAACCCUGAGCGUCUGACCUCCGUGUUUAGAGACUUCCUCAACCGCUGCCUGGAGAUGGACGUGGACCGCAGAGGCUCAGCCAAGGAGCUCCUCCAGCAUUCAUUCCUGAAGUUAGCCAAGCCCCUGUCCAGCCUGAGCCCUCUGAUUGUAGCAGCCAAGGAGGCCAUAAAAAACAGCAGCCGCUAGAGGGCGCCAUGUGUCCACACACAGAGCUGGACCCUGCUCCAUGGUGUUGUGUGACAGAGAGACAGCACAAGGACAGACCAGUAACCAACCCCCCUGAUGC